GUCCGGCAACGCUAAGUGGCAGCACCGACGGUUUUGUUCUCUUUCGUUCAUGGCUCGUGGCAUCGUUUAAAUUGUGUCACGAUGAAGCUGAACGUAUCGUAUCCUGCGACAGGAUGUCAGAAGCUGUUCGAAAUUUCGGAUGAGCACAAGCUCAGAAUAUUUUAUGAGAAGCGUAUGGGUGCUGAAGUCGAGGCUGACGCACUGGGAGAUGAAUGGAAGGGCUAUGUAGUUCGUAUCUCUGGGGGUAACGACAAACAAGGUUUCCCCAUGAAGCAGGGUGUCCUGACAAACGGUCGUGUGCGUUUACUACUUUCCAAGGGACAUUCCUGCUAUAGACCAAGACGAGAUGGUGAGCGUAAACGCAAAUCCGUUCGUGGUUGCAUCGUAGACUCCAAUUUGUCUGUACUAGCUCUUGUCAUUGUAAGAAAAGGCAAACAGGAAAUCCCAGGAUUGACUGACAUGAAUGUACCGCGUCGUCUGGGACCGAAGAGAGCGAGCAAAAUUCGCAAACUCUUCAAUCUUUCCAAAAAGGAUGAUGUUCGGCAGUUCGUAGUAAAACGACCGGUUCAAAAAGAAGGAAAGAAGGAACGAUUCAAGGCGCCAAAGAUUCAGCGCUUGAUUACUCCAAUCGUUCUUCAGAGGAAAAGACAUCGACUGGCACUGAAGAAGAAACGUUGCUUGGCUCGUAAGGAACAAGCGGCAGAGUACGCGAAGUUGCUGGCGCAAAGACAAAAGGAAGCGAAGAACAGGCGCCAAGAAGAACUCAAACGAAGACGCAGCGCCUCCUUGCGCGAAUCCAAAUCGUCAACCCAAACUGCACCAGCGGUGCAAAUGUUACAAAUUCAGUAAAUUGAUGGAUUUUCGAAAUGUAUUUACACAUCAAUAAAAAAAAUUUCAACUAUCUAGUUU
Pogonomyrmex barbatus (red harvester ant) is the source of this 909-nucleotide messenger RNA. It is a transcript of the gene RpS6, whose product is annotated as ribosomal protein S6. The record is from RefSeq and is a predicted model, not a curated record. Gene Ontology annotation, biological process: translation. Gene Ontology annotation, molecular function: structural constituent of ribosome. NCBI's taxonomy places the organism in Eukaryota, Metazoa, Arthropoda, Insecta, Hymenoptera, Formicidae. Gene Ontology annotation, cellular component: ribosome.